Molecule: messenger RNA, 1507 nt
Organism: Zerene cesonia (dogface butterfly)
Lineage: Eukaryota; Metazoa; Arthropoda; Insecta; Lepidoptera; Pieridae
Product: tax1-binding protein 3 homolog
Exons: 3
Coding region: 155-526 (123 amino acids)
Biological process (GO): neurotransmitter receptor transport postsynaptic membrane to endosome; neurotransmitter receptor transport, endosome to postsynaptic membrane
Cellular component (GO): postsynaptic density; postsynaptic membrane; adherens junction
Molecular function (GO): protein binding
Source: RefSeq, a predicted model, not a curated record
UGAGUUAUGGGUUUUGACUUAUGUGAUAUGUCAUGUCAUUUACUGUUUCGACGAAAGCGUUCUUUCAAAGCAAAACUUUUUUGAAAAUACUAAAUUAAAUUGUAAAGCUUUAACGAAAUUUUUUCUGAUUCGUCUUUAUAAACAAUCAUCAAUCAUGGCGAAAAUGGCAUUUCAGCACCAGGCCGGAACGGCUAUGGAGUGUCUUAGCAUACCAAUAACUCUCCAAAAAGAGGCUGGUGUAGACGCCGAAGGACGUGAAGUAAUGAAAUGCGGCUUCAAAAUAGGAGGCGGUAUUGAUCAAGAUUUUCGUAAAAGCCCGCAGGGCUAUACUGACAACGGUAUAUAUGUAACAGAAGUACAUGAAGGGAGUCCAGCAGCAAAAGCUGGUUUAAGAAUGCAUGAUAAAAUUCUGCAAUGUAAUGGAUAUGACUUUACUAUGGUGACACAUAAAAAAGCUGUUAGUUACAUAAAAAAACAUCCAGUAUUAAAUCUUUUAGUAGCAAGGAAAGGUGUAACAUCAACUUAAUCAACUAUGUUAUCACAAAUUUUUACUAAGUUAUUGUUCUAAAAUAAUUUUUCAGAACAUAUUGUGGUUUUGUAAUGUUAUUUAUUUGUUAGAAUAUGUUUAGAUGUUUAAGUUUGUAACAUAUUGUUAAGAAAAGUAUAAAUUCAGUUAAAGCGUUUAUAUUUGUUGGUAACUAUUUCAAUUUGGAUAGUUUUUCAUUGCUUAAAUAAAGAAAUAAAUAUAUUAUUUUUACAAUUUUAUAUGACAAAUAUUGGAGGUAAACCUAGUAUUGAUGUGGUUUAUGUGGAGGAUUUAAAUAUUAUUUAAGCUAUAAAAAUCUGUCCUGCAAGGAAGUAAAUCAACUUUUCUAGUUACCAUUAUUAAUAUAUACAAUUUGAUUAUAAGAGAAAGGAAAAUAUGAAAUAAAAUGAAAAGGUUCAAGGCUAUAUUUAUUUAAGGUCGGCCAAUGUUUAUUAUUGUAAAGAUAAAAAGUAUUAAAAUUUUGAGUAUUCACAAAAUUUUUAGAAAAUAUGUAGAUUAUAUUAUUUUUGUAUUAAUUAAAACAUUCCCAUUUUUCAUGUUCAUGUGCCAAAAGUGUUAAAAAAUAUUAUAUUAAUUCAAUUUCUGUCCAAAGUUUAAAAUCAUAUUCACCAAAGAAAAUAUUAUUGCAUCAUACAUAUUAUAAAUGAAAUGAACUCAUGUAAUUAAAUAUGACAAAUACAAAUCACAUACAGACUAAAUUAAAUCUAAGUUUUAAUUUAAGCUAUAACGGGUUGUUCAAAACAUAAUUAUUAAAAGAGAAAAAUAUUGCUAACUAAAUCUGCAAAAUUACUUGAACAGUUUUCUAAUAGGUAGGUAUUUCAUUUAAUGCAGUGAAUUGAAGAGAGAUGAGGAAAUGUGUAAUUUUUUACACUACCCUUUUAUGUUCUGUAAAUAAACAAUUUUCAUGUAAUAGAUAUAAUUUUAUACUUUUAUCUUCAAAUAAAACAUUUCUAUUUCAGA